AUGUGCUCUCAGGGCUGCCUGGAAGAACCAGGCGACGACAGCCACCCUGAAGAAGAGGAAGAAGACCACGAUCCAUUAUCUCAAGGAGGAGCAGCUCACAAGGCUAAUGAGACAGGCCUAAAAGAAGGUUUAGAUGUCUGUGCCACUUGCCACGAACAUGCUACCUGCAAGCAAACAGAAGGAGUGAAGAUGUGUAUUUGCAAAUACGGAUUUGUGGGCAAUGGGAGGACUCACUGUGUUGAUAAAAACGAGUGCCAGUUUGGAGCCACUGUGGUCUGUGGAAACCACACAUCUUGCCACAACACGCUUGGAGGCUUUUAUUGCACUUGCCUGGAAGGAUAUCGAGCCACGAAUAACAACAAAACGUUCAUUCCCAAUGAUGGCACCUUUUGCGCAGACAUAGAUGAGUGUGAGGUUUCCAGCCUGUGCCGGCAAGGAGGACGGUGUGUGAACACAUACGGAAGUUUCGAAUGCUACUGUAUGGAUGGGUUCUUGGCAAAGAGCGGGCCCGAGCCUUUCCACCCGACCAGAGAUGCCACGUCGUGCACAGGUGGGUUUUUGCCGAAGCAGGAGCCUUCUGAAGAAAUAGACUGUGGCACCCCUCCUGAGGUUCCAGAUGGCUAUAUUGUAGGAAAUUAUACUUCUAGGCUUGGCAGCCAGGUUCGUUAUGCUUGCAGAGAAGGAUUUUUCGGUGGUCUGGAAGAUACAGUUUCAAGCUGCACGGCCUUGGGCACAUGGGAGUCCCCAAAAUUAAAUUGCCAAGAAAUCAACUGUGGCCAUCCUCCGGAAGUGCCCCACACGUUCCUGGUGGGGAAUCACAGCUCCAGGCUGGGCGGUGUGGCUCACUACGUCUGUCAAGAGGGCUUUGAAAGCCCGGAAGGAAAGAUCACUUCCGUCUGCACAGAGAAAGGCACUUGGAGAGAAAGUACUUUGACAUGCACAGAAAUAAUUACAGAAAUUAAGGAUGUAUCAGUGUUUAAUAACAGCUGUGUGAGGUGGCAAAUAAACCGAGGAAGCACAGUCUCCAAGAUUAUCUAUGUGAUAUACGUAAAAGGACACCGGUUGCACCCUGUGGAAUCAGUUCACGAGGAGACCGUCAACCUGACCACAGACAGCAGGACCCCAGAAGUGUGCCUAGAUCUGUACCAAGGCACCAACUACACCGUGAGCAUUUCUACUGCUCUUCCCACACGCUCCGUGCCUGCCAUCAUUGGGUUCCAGACAGCUGAUUUUCUGGGGACUAGGUCUUCAAAAUCGUGCCAUUAUUCAGUCAGAAUGACAGCUUGCUGUUCAGUGUCAGCUGUUUUUACUAAUACCCAGUUACCGCUACAAGAAGAUGAUCUCUCAGAAGACGAUGGAACUUUCAACAUUUCAAUAUUCAGCGAAGCUUGUCUGAAACUGAACAGGCGCUCUUGGAAAGUCGGAUCGGAACAAAUAUACCAAUUUAAAGUUCUGGGUCAAAAGUGGUAUCUGAGUAAUUUUUACCAUGCCGCCUCCUUUAACUUCACAACGAGGGAACAAGUCUCAGUAGUGUGUUUAGACCUGUACCCAGCAGCGGAUUACACGGUGAAUAUCACUCUACUGGGAUCUUCUGAGCCGCACUCGAUGCAGAUCACAAUGACAACCUCACCAGCAGUAAAACAGAUCAUCGGUAACAUUUCAAUAUUUAAUGAAACCUGCUUGAGAUGGAGAAGUACCAAGACAGCUGAUAUGGAGGAGAUGUAUUCUUUCCACAUUCAGGGCCAGAGAUGGUAUCAGAAGGAAUUUGCCCAGGAAAUGAUCUUUAAUAUCACUACCAGCAGCCAGGCUCCCGAGAUGUGCUUGGACCUGCGUCCGGGCACCAACUACAGUGUCUGCAUACAGGCUUUGUCUUCUGAACUUCCUGUGGUCCUCUCCCUGACAACCCAAAUAACAGAGCCUCCCCUUCCGGAAGUAGACUUUGUCACAGUGCAUGGAAGGCCUCUGCCACGUCUGAGACUGAGGAGAGCCAAGGAGGAAAAUGGACCUAUCAGUUCCUACCAGGUGUUGGUGCUUCCUCUGGCCCUCCAAAGCACUUUUUCUUGUGAUUCGGAAGGGGCUACCUCAUUCUUUAGCAAUACCUCUGACGCCGAAGGAUUUGUGGCUGCAGAACUACAGGCCAAAGAUGUUCCAGAUGAUGCCAUGGAGAUAUCUAUUGGGGACAGGCUGUACUAUGGGAAAUACUAUAAUGCACCUUUGAGAAAAGGGAAUGAUUACUGCAUUAUAUUACGAAUCACAAGUGAAUGGAAUAAGGUGAGAAGAUGCUCCUGUGUAGUGUGGGCUCAAGUGACAGAUUCGUCAUUCAUGCUGCAGCAGAUGGUGGGCGUUGGGCUGGGCUCCGUGGCUGUUGUGAUUAUUCUCGCAUUCCUGUCCUCAGCCGUGUGAUUGCAGAUGGGCACUGCCUGCGGAGGAUGCACGGUGCUGGGGCGGAGUUAUGACUGCUUCUCAGGUGCCGGCCCAGACAGGCCCCCUGUGGCUGCCACCAGGUGUGUACGGGGCUGCUCCUUUUCCAUUCCCAGCUUGGCUCCGUUUCUGAACUCAGGAUGGUGAAUACCUCAGUGGAACCCCGCAAAAGGAGGAAACUUGGGAAUUGCUGACGUCUUCUCUGCUUGCCACACAACCAGUUCUCUGUAUGAACUUGAGACCCUUGAUAUGCAAUGUAAUAUUGGCCACAGGCUAAGAUCAUGGGGGCGGGACCCGUGUCUUCCUCUGAGUGGUGCCUGAGAGUCAGCUCUUCUGGACAAUGAAUGCAAGAGAGUCUCUGCAUCUUCUUUUGUAGCGUCUCUGAAUUAAUUUGGAAUCCACCCUUUUACAGCGAGUGAUGAGGUGGACUUAAGUUUGGGCUAGAAUUUGCCCUUAUGAAGGAGGUCAUUGGAAAGAAUAGAGCGCAUUGGCAGUAGGCAAACUUGUCAGUUUAGAAGCAACCCUUUUCUUACGAUCAAUUGACACGCUAAUAGUAUACUAACUGAGCCUCUUCAGUGAGUUCCCGGCAAUGCCUGUUAGGCAGCGUUGCUUUGAUACAGACCCAUUGGUUUACAGGUAAUCAAAAGCCAUAAGCUUUCAUUCCAAUAAAAAUAUUCUGUUAA
Suricata suricatta (meerkat) is the source of this 3104-nucleotide messenger RNA. It is a transcript of the gene SUSD1, whose product is annotated as sushi domain containing 1. Bases 1 to 2403 code for a protein of 800 amino acids. The transcript has 18 exons. Gene Ontology annotation, molecular function: calcium ion binding. NCBI's taxonomy places the organism in Eukaryota, Metazoa, Chordata, Mammalia, Carnivora, Herpestidae. The record is from RefSeq and is a predicted model, not a curated record.